AUGUCUCGUACGAAUAUCAGCUCUGGCUCGGCGUUCGAGGCCGAGAUUGGAUACUCCCGUGCUGUCGUCGUAGAUGACUGGGUAAUGGUAUCCGGAACCACCGGGUACAACUACCAAACGGGCGAAAUAUCAGACAAUGUGGCAGAGCAAGCGGAGCAAACCCUGUGCAAUGUCGACAAGGCAUUGAUGGAGGCUGGUUCUUGCAUGGCGGACGUCGUUCGCGUCCAAUACAUCUUGCCGGAUCGUGACGACUUCCCCAAGACCUGGCCGGUGUUGAGGAAGUGGUUUGGAGAUGUCAAGCCUGCGGCCAUGAUGAUCCAGUCCGCGUUAAUGAAGGAGGAAAUGAAGAUUGAGAUUGAAGUGACUGCGAAGAAAGGAUGUGGACUUGAGAAAUAG
Messenger RNA from Metarhizium brunneum ARSEF 3297, 396 nucleotides. It is a transcript of the gene RUTC, whose product is annotated as RutC family protein. NCBI's taxonomy places the organism in Eukaryota, Fungi, Ascomycota, Sordariomycetes, Hypocreales, Clavicipitaceae. The record is from RefSeq and is a predicted model, not a curated record.